Messenger RNA from Pieris macdunnoughi, 369 nucleotides. The record is from the annotation of a GenBank genome assembly. Lineage: Eukaryota; Metazoa; Arthropoda; Insecta; Lepidoptera; Pieridae.
AUGGACUCCAGAACUGUGCUAUUAUUUUGUUUGGCGAUGUUCCUUGCAAUUCUUGCGUCUACCGCUGCGGGUCGUACCAAAAAGGUGGUGAUCCACGUCCCAUACAAGGUGAAGAAGGUGCGGCAUACCCACACGGUCUACAAGACAGUGCACCAUCACCACAAGCACCACGAUUUCCACGAUUUUCUGGAGCAUCCCGGCGAGGAGCACGAACAUUUCCACCACAUGCUCCGCGAUGAACAGGCGCAUUCGCAGCCUGUGCCUUCUAUCAGCAUACCGAACUUCCUGCCUGAUGUACCCAUGGAUGUCGAUUCUGAAGACGAGUACCCUAUAAUUCCCACGAGGCAUAUGUUUUUUAGGCAUGAGUAG